Messenger RNA from Alosa alosa (allis shad), 1302 nucleotides. RefSeq names its product gap junction protein, alpha 11 (gene gja11). Gene Ontology annotation, cellular component: connexin complex. Lineage: Eukaryota; Metazoa; Chordata; Actinopteri; Clupeiformes; Clupeidae. The coding region runs from base 78 to 971 and encodes 297 amino acids. The transcript is spliced from 2 exons. Gene Ontology annotation, biological process: cell communication. The record is from RefSeq and is a predicted model, not a curated record.
CAAGACAGCCUGUGCCAAGACCUGGGAUUCACCUUUCUCUCUUAGGUGUUCCCACAAUUAAAACAGCUGAACUGGAUAUGGGUGAGUGGGACUUCCUUGGCCGGCUGCUAGACAAGGUGCAGGCCCACUCCACGGUCAUCGGGAAGAUCUGGCUGACCGUGCUGUUUGUCUUCCGCAUCCUGGUCCUGGGGACGGGCGCCGAGAAGGUCUGGGGAGAUGAGCAGUCCGACUUCGUCUGCAACACCAACCAGCCUGGCUGCGAGAACGUCUGCUACGACGACGCCUUCCCCAUCUCGCACGUGCGCUUCUGGGUGCUUCAGAUCCUCUCGGUCUCCACACCGACGCUGGUCUACCUCGGGCACGUGCUGCACGUGGUCCACGUGGAGAAGAGGACUCGUGCCCGAAUGAGCAAGCAGGUCCCAGAUCAGCAGGUCAACUUGUUCCUCCUGAAGGGCUAUAAGGUGCCCAAGUACAGCAAGGACAACGGCAAGGUCAGCAUUCGCGGACGCCUCCUGCGGAGCUACAUUAUCAGCAUCUUCAUGAAAAUCCUCCUGGAGGUGGCCUUCAUCCUGGGCCAGUACUACCUGUAUGGCAUCACGCUGCACGCCCGUUAUGUCUGCAGCAAGUUCCCAUGCCCACACGAGGUGGACUGCUUCCUGUCUCGGCCCACCGAGAAGUCAGUGUUCAUCUGGUUCAUGCUGGUGGUGGCGUCCAUCUCGCUGCUCCUCAACGUGGUCGAGAUGGUCUACCUGACAGUCAAGAAGAUCAAGGAGUGCCUGAAUCGGCGGCAGGACUACACGGUCACUCCCGUCACGCCCGUGCUGGAGCGGCGGGACCUCAAGGCCAAGGAGCAAGGAGUGAUCGAGAACUGGCUGAAUAGGGACGUGGAGCUGCUGCAGAAGAAGGAGCAGGCCACCAAGAGCGUGACGUCCGAGGACAACAGCGGCAACAUGGAGGAGGUGCAAAUCUGAUCCCGAGUGGCAGAGCAGUCUGCGCAAACAUGUGGUACUCCCAUGCGCCCGCCCGCCCGCCAGUGUAAACAUUGCCUGAGAGGAGGUCGCGCGUCUGGAUUGAGUGUUUAGACACAUGUCCAGAGGCAGUGACUCAGUAGCCCAAAGUGUUUUGUAAACAUAGGCUGUUCUUUCUUUUAGCUGCAUGAACUGCAUAACAGAGCAGACAGCAAUUUUGACUGCUUGUUUUGUUUACUUUUUUCCUCAUCAUUCAUAAGGUACUGUAUAUGUUUGAGUGGAAGUUUGUGUAAUGUCAUAUUUUCAAAUAAAGUGCAUGCAUUUGGAUUACGAA